This is a messenger RNA of Crotalus tigris (Tiger rattlesnake), 7235 nucleotides long. It is a transcript of the gene RSBN1, whose product is annotated as round spermatid basic protein 1. Lineage: Eukaryota; Metazoa; Chordata; Lepidosauria; Squamata; Viperidae. The record is from RefSeq and is a predicted model, not a curated record. Bases 251 to 2272 code for a protein of 673 amino acids. Gene Ontology annotation, cellular component: nucleus. The transcript is spliced from 7 exons.
CCAAGGUCUACGUGAUGUGGCCGUACUGCGUGACUGCCUGCACGCUCUUCUUCGUUGAAAACUACUGAAAGCUGGAACGAAAACUUUAUUUCCCAGCAAUCUUUGCAUAAACAAGCAUACAUUCAGUUAACGAAAACUACAGAUCCCGACGUGCAAUACUGGACCACAAUUCCCAGAGAGUGACAAGCGACGCCUGCGCAGCGUUUACAGGCGCUCGGGCCAUUUAAAUGUGUGUGAGGGAGAGUGCGAAAUGGCUGCGCAGGUCGCCGCAGUACGCGCCGUGGCCCGAGGCGCGGAAGAGACGCCUUCGCUGCCACUCGGUGACCGGCCUGGUCGACCGAGGGGAGGGGGGAGGAAGCGGAAAGGUUCUCUCGGGGAUGCCGGGAGCUGCAAGAGGGCCAAGUUGACCCAGCCCCCGCUUACGGUGAGGCCCUCUCAGGCAGAGCCGCUGCCGCCGGCCUCCGUUCCCGGCCUCCCAGCGACUCCUGCCGUGCCUUCCGCCCCCGCUGGGCUUUUCACUUUCUCUCCGCUUAGCCUGCCCGCGCAGGCCCUGCACUGCGAGCGGCGACAUCACCACCGACACCGGCACCGUCCGGACAGUGGGGACUCGGAGCCUGGCCGUUCCUCUGGGGAGAAGCCUCACAAGGGUAGGCGGGGAAGCUCCGGUGACGGGGCUCUUGGCCGGCCCAGCAAGCGAGAAACCCGAGAUGAAAAUGGCAAGACAGAAAGAUCUGACAGUCUUAUUGUAAAGAAAAUAAAGAAGAAGAAGAAAAAGAAACACAGAGAAGACAUGAGAGGGAGGCAUCUGAAAAUGUACAACAAAGAAGUACAGACAGUAUGUGCUGGUCUUACCCGUAUCAGCAAAGAGACUUUGACUCCAGGAGAGAGUGAUAAUUUGGAAGAGAACAAGGAAUCUUUUAGGUAUCUAAAAGACGAACAGCUGUGUCAGUUGAAUGUGGGGAUGCAGGAAUAUAGGAUACCCCAGGGGGUGCAGUCUCCAUUUACUACCCACCAGGAACAUUCUGUUCGCAACAGCUUCUUAAAAACAGGUACUAAAUUUAGUAAUUUUAUUCAUGAAGAACAUCAAUCAAAUGGAGGAGCUCUAGUUCUUCAUGCCUAUAUGGAUGAACUCUCAUUUUUGUCUCCAGUGGAGAUGGAGAGAUUUGCAGAAGAGUUUCUUGCUUUGACAUUCAGUGAAAACGAGAAAAAUGCAGCUUAUUAUGCUCUAGCGAUAGUUCAUGGGGCAGCUGCAUACUUGCCAGACUUCUUGGAUUACUUUGCUUUCAAUUUCCCUAGCACUCCAGUGAAAAUGGAAAUCCUUGGUAAAAAAGAUAUUGAAACAACCACCAUUUCAAACUUUCACACUCAGGUCAGUCGAACGUACUGCUGUGGAACUUACAGAGCAGGUCCAAUGAGGCAGAUCAGUCUUGUUGGAGCAGUAGAUGAAGAAGUUGGAGAUUAUUUCCCAGAAUUUCUUGAUAUGUUAGAAGAAUCUCCAUUUCUUAGAAUGACUUUGCCUUGGGGUACUCUUUCGAGUCUCAGACUUCAGUGUAGGUCACAAAGUGAUGAUGGGCCCAUUAUGUGGGUAAGACCUGGUGAACAGAUGAUCCCAACAGCUGAUAUGCCAAAGUCACCAUUCAAAAGGCGCAGAUCUAUGAAUGAAAUAAAAAAUCUCCAGUAUCUACCUCGGACCAGUGAACCCCGUGAAGUUCUUUUUGAAGACAGAACAAGAGCACAUGCUGAUCAUGUUGGGCAAGGGUUUGAUUGGCAGAGUACAGCUGCUGUUGGAGUUUUAAAAGCUGUACAGUUUGGUGAAUGGAGUGACCAGCCUCGUAUAACCAAAGAUGUUGUUUGUUUUCAUGCUGAAGAUUUCACUGAUGUAGUUCAAAGACUUCAAUUGGAUCUGCAUGAACCUCCAGUAUCACAGUGUGUUCAAUGGGUUGACGAAGCUAAGCUAAACCAAAUGAGACGAGAAGGGAUUCGCUAUGCCAGAAUCCAGCUAUGUGACAAUGACAUCUACUUCAUCCCUAGAAAUGUCAUUCAUCAGUUCAAGACAGUGUCAGCUGUCUGCAGUUUAGCUUGGCAUAUAAGGCUCAAACAAUACUAUCCUGGGGCAGAUGAUUCUCAGUGUAUGGAAAACAUUUCAAAUACGGACAUGGUGAAACUGGAAGGUGAAGACCAAUGUGUACUUAUGAAAAAAGAGUCUGAAGAAGAAAGAGAAGUACAGACUGCAACAAUAGCAUCACCAUCACUGUUUUCAUCCCUGUCGUGACUUGUUCUGCAACAAGAUUAGCUGGUUUGCCCCUUCCAGCUUUUAAAACUAGAAUCAGAUCAGCAACACAAUCCACAGAAGGAUCAUAUACUCUUUCUUGUCUGAUAUGUACAUAAUCAUACAUUUUUAAACAGCUUUUUAAAAUUUUGAUGUGAAGUUAUAGUUUUAUAACUGGGUUAUGUUUUAUUGGAGAAAACUUGCCUAUAAUUCUAUAAAGAAAGGUGACAUUCCAAAAUGUCAAGCGUAUCUUUUUUACACAGAUUAUGCAAAGUUAGAAUUGUAUUUUAUUCCCUUAGUACAGCAUGUAGUAGUGGACUACAACUUUUUGCAUUUCUUUUUUAAAAGGAUGAGGUAAUAAUUCAACAUCUCAAUAGUUUUUCCUUCAGGAAUAUCAAGUAUUUAACACUUGAUAAAUCUGAUAACUUUUCAUCUAUUUUAUCUUUAGCUUUCAGCAUAGAAGGGAUGGUUUCUGUGGCAGAUUCACAAGUGACUCUCCCUCCCAUUCAAUUAAUGGUUUGAAUGAAAGAGAAAGCACAGCACUUUUAAUGAUCAAUGACAUUUGUAUGUGUGAGAGAGUUUGAAAGCCUGGAGGAAGCUCAAGUUACCAGCAGUGUAGAUUAAUCCUUAAUUGCUUAAGAAGACAUUCAGUAAGAAGUUGAUGUAUGAGAUUAGUUGCAGAGUGUAUGAUCUUGUUGAAAUGAAAUUGCUGAUACAACUCUUUCGUGGUCCUCUGCUUUUAAUGUAUAUUGGAAUAUUUUUUUAAUAUCUUUCUGAACUGCAUAACUUAAUAUACUAGUGUCUAAUGAAAGUAACUGUUAGCAGUCUCUUUAAAGAAACUGCUAUCUUUGAGCACUUUAAGGCUUUACAAUAUUUAAACCAACUUGGUGGCUUGUUUAAUUCACAGUAGGCAUCUUAGAUGGAAACCAUCAACUUCUUCGCAUUGAGGCACUUAAUAUAAUAGGGCAGGCCUAUAUCUCCUUUAUUUUUUGAAAUUAUAUAUAACUGAUUCACAAUAAACUAUCACAUAAUCACAUAUGGAUUGCUACUUUUGCAAAUAAUUCUUGGAUUCCUUAAUGCUAUAUUGGAAGGUUAAACAGCACAUGUUAGUAUGUUGAGUAUAAUUGGCUGAUAUUAUUUAGCAUUCCUUGAUUAUUUCCCAGUAUUAAGUAGAUUCAGCUUUUCAUUAUAUACAGAACAAUGUUUAUUUUGGGUAGUAAAAUGAAAUAGGCCCCCUCAUAUGUAGCAUCUGAACUUUAUCACAAUUUAAUCAAAUUUAUUUGUAUUUUUAAAUCUGUUUUUAAUGUAGAAGACAGAAUGGGAGCACUACACCAAUGCAAGUCAAGAAAGCAGUUGUGGGAAAAAUGCAAAUAUUAGUAUGUUUGUAAUAGCAAUUACUUUGUGCAAUAUUGUUUUGUGUAGAUUAUUAGCACCUCGGUAUAGAGGACACAGUUUUAAACAAAUAGCAAAGUAAUCAGAAAACUUUACAAUAUUUAGAUAGAACUUGUAUUACUCCUGAUAUAUACAUGUUUAUGUAUUGACUUUAAUGCAGUCCUGAAGACAAGAAGUAAAAUUUUUAACAAAUUGAAUUUCCAUACUGAAGUGGUGGGAACUUUCUAAGUGAUCUGUGUAAAUAAGGUGUUAGGUUGAAACCUUUUAAAAAAGGUACCGAGUUCUUAUGUAGGAGUGUAGCUUUUAAUGAAAAAUUUUAGAUUGACCAAUACUGGUUCAGAACACCUCUGUGCACUCUGGCUUUUUUUUUUUUUAAUAGUUAUCCAGAAGAAUUUUCAAAAGCUUUAGCUGACUGUCCUAAGUAAAAUUCUUCAGAGACAACAUGGGCUUCAGUACUUCAUUUAUGUUUGACCAACUCCACAUUUUUGCAUUUUUCUUCCACUAAUUUUCCAAGUCUUCCAAACAUCAAUUUCCCACAGUUAAAGUUAUAUAAAUAACCAUAACAACAAAUACAACUCCAGAUUUGUCACUUGGAUAUUUCAAUUGUAUUGAGUUGCAAAGUUGCACUGUUUACUGUAUAAUCACUCAGGAGUUGGAUUUAAAAAAUAAUUGAAUGAAAAACUGUUUAUUAUUUCACGUAUACUGUUUUGAAAUAUACAUUAGAAAAUUGUUUCAAAUUCUACAAUCUAGUAAUGGACAUUAGAAAAAGACAUAGACUAAGAUGAAAAUAGUAGUUGGAAUCUAAACUUCCUCUUUAGAGCAGAAUGAGGUUUUCUAUUGGCAGAGGGAAUCAAGGUUCAGAGAAUGCAUUCAGCUAGAGCAGCGGUUCUCAAUGUUUGUGUGACGGCGACCCCAUGCGCAGCGCGCAUGCGCGACGCCUCCCCCUGAGGGGAGAAAAUGGCGGAUCGCCUUCUUUGGCGACCCCGGAAAAAUGGUUGAUCGACCCCAAAUGGGGUCGCGACCCAAAGGUUGAGAACCGCUGAGCUAGAGGAAAGAAGUUUCCCAACUCUCCAGAGCACUUCUUCAUUAGGGGAGGGGAAGAAAAGAAUUGGCAAAAAUUACCAAUACCCAUUUUUUUUUUUCAAGGUGAACUUCAUUGUGCACAGUUCUGGAUCCAGUUCAAUAACCUUAAAAGGAAUUUUUUGUGUAGUAUCACAUUACAGCAAUAGGCUUACAAGAGAAUCUUUUUUAUUUUAUUAAGAAAUAACCUUCUAAAGGUAUGUGAAGUGAACAUUCAUGACCUUUGCCAUUCAUGAAUGAUUAAGAAGAUUAAAUGAUUCUGAAACAGCAUCCCACAUUUUUCCAACUCAAGAGUUUUGUGUCAAAAUUUAACGGUAUUAUGUAUAAAUGCAUUCACCAACUUACAUUUCAACCAUCAAACAUCUUUUCUGUCACCUAUUUUGAUUUAACAAUACAUAUAAUCUUUACUGCAAUUACUUUGGCAACAUCUUUACAAUAGUUAAAAAGUAUGAAUUGUCACUAUUAUUGCAUUCCCUAGCAAAUACCAAAGAAGUCUUGUGCAUGAAUUUUGGUGUAUCUGCCAGGACUCUGCUUUUUUCUCUUUAUCCCUGUAGCCCACCUCAUACUGCUAGACUGUUUUUCCUAAAAACUCUUGAAAUUCAGAAUUUAAACUUUUUCAGGAGUAGAAGAAGACUAGUCAGAGUUUACCCAGAAAGCCUGAGUUCAUGCAUCUCACUCUGGCUCAGCGAUUAAGGAUUCUUAUUGUAGGAAGAGUUAAAAAAAGCUCUAUAAUUAAAGUACUAAUUUUAUCAUGUAUAUCCUAGAGUAAGAAAGACCAAUACAAAUACUUGAGUGAAAAAUAAUCAUAAUGGACCUGAAAAAGUGGCAUAAUCGUUUGUCUUAAUGACUUUGGGAACAUAAUAUUUGCUCUUGGAGUAGAAAAGAGAUGAAAAUGUCUCAGGAAGAUGUUGGGAAUGACUUGUGCUGAUGUGAUGAAUUCAAAAAAUGAUUAUCUUGCCAGCAUAAUUUAUACUUUAAUGCCUAGUUGCUUUGCAAAGAGAUUUCACUUAAAUCUGACAGGAAAUCUUAUUUUAUAGAUUGCGAAAUAUGUGGAUAUUAUAUAGUUACAAAAUCGAAGAGUAAAGGCAGAAAAAUCUUUAUGUUUGUUUUAUUAGAAGUAGUAGACAAUUUGGGAAGACAUUCAUUUCCAAUAUAUACAAUUGUUGAAUACUAGUUAAGCAUUCAUUAUAUUCUAUCUUGAAAAUGCCAUUAGCAGAUCCGUAAGAUCUUAUUUAAAGAUCCUGAGCAGCUCUAAGGUGAAAGCUGGGAAAUUUGUUUUGUUUACGAAAAAUCUAUUUCUUUUUCAAUACCAAUGAAAAAUAAUAUGUAUUCAAGAAAAGUUGUAUUGGGCUACUGAUUCAUUUUUAGCAAAUGAAAGCAAAAUUAACAUUUAGGUGAACUAGAUAUUUCACAUUCCCCCUCACAUAUUUCUGAAGUUAAGUAAUGUGUAAAUAAUUGACAUGUUCUCUUCCAUGAAGAUAGAACAUAUUGAGGUUUUAUGUGAAAUUAAGGAAUUCUUCCAUUACUGAUUUUACCAUAUAAAAGGGCUUGUUUUCCUAUUUUUGAGGAUAUAAUGUUUGUUCAGAGAGAAUAAAAUUUAUAGUCAGAGCCCCAAGAUGCAUAUAACUUGUUUUUUUUUUCCCUCUCAUGCUGCCAUUCAUAUGCUUGAAUUUAUUCUGGGUGGUGAAUUAUCUUGUGGCACAAUCCAACCAAAGUUAAGCACCUAUAAGUCCCAUUUAUUUUGAAUGGGAGAUAAGCAGGUGCUUAAUUCUCCAUUGAAAUCAGUGGAACUUUAAAUGUGUUUACUAUUGGUGGGAUAGCACUCUUAUUUCCUUAUAAAUGCUAUUUAUAGCCAUAUUGGUUGUGUUUGAAGGUUGCUAUGAAUAAGGAUAUUUAUCCUUCAGCUCCUAAAAUUUUUAUAAUGUGGAUAAACUAUAUGUUGGUCCAAUAAAGAGAUUUCCAAUAAUGUUAUGGCCUUCCAUUGAUAUACAUAAUAUUUUUAGGACCCAACAGCACAUGUAGUUGAUAAGGGGCUUCUCUUAAUCUAGCACUUUCAAUUCUGUCUAAGCAAAUACUUAUCUUUACAUGUUGUAUAAAAUAGAUUUGUGUGUUUUGUGAUUAAAUUCAAUUUUGAUUGGCAGCUAAGAUAUUUUUCUGUGGUUUUAAUAAUCUAAGGUCUUUGCAUAUAAAGGAUAUGUACAAUUGCUUGGAAGACUGUUUUUGUUUCUUGUUUUUUGCUUUGUGUGGCCUUAGUAUAUUUAUUGACAUUUUAGCAAGUGUUUUAAAGAAGUUUUUAUAAUAGUGUAAACUGAUGGGAAAAUUUUAAGACUCUCUGUGAAUAAUCCUUUGACACAGUGCAUUUCUUUUGGUAGGUGACUGUACAAGCGUAUCACUGUCAAAGCUAUUUGUUUUUUAAAAAAGUACAAUGGAAUGCAUAGAAUUUUUCCCCCUGUAAAGUAUUUUUUUAAUAAACAGAAGUCUGAUUUGUGCUUAA